UGGCGGGAGGAGUACGGUGGUGCCUCCUGCUGUCACCCGCGGGGCUUGGCCUGACCAUCCCGUCGCUCUCCUUUCCACUACGGUGCCCGGGGCCUCCGCCUUUUACUCCCCGCAGCGCGACAGUCAUGAGUCUUCCUGAGCAGCAGCAGCCGCCGCAGCUGCCCCCGCAGGACCUGGCCCCGCUGGAGCCGCCAUCCCUCGGCCCGGGCUUGGGGCCGCCCGCAGUGAGUUCAGGUGAUGCUUCUCCAGAUGAAGGGCUAAUAGAAGACUUGACUGUUGAAAAUAAAGCUCUGGAGCAACUAGCACAAGGAUUACUUUCUCAUUAUUUACCAGACUUGGAGAGAUCAAAGCAAGCCCUACAGGAACUCACACAGAACCAAGUGGUAUUACUAGAUACAUUAGAGCAAGAGAUUUCAAAAUUCAAAGAAUGUCAUUCUAUUUUGGAUAUUAAUGCUCUGUUUACAGAAGCUAAAUACUAUCACACCAAGUUAGUGAAUAUAAGAAAAGAGAUGCUGAUGCUUCAUGAAAAGACAUCAAAGUUGAAAAAAAGAGCACUUAAGCUCCAGCAAAAGAGACAGAAAGAAGAGUUGGAACGGGAACAGCAACGAGAAAAAGAAUUUGAAAGAGAGAAACAGUUAACUGCUAAACCAGCUAAAAGGACAUAAAAAACAAUCAGCAGUCAUCUUGUUGAUGUACAUAUGUUUAUUUUUAUAUGUAUAUAUGUAUAGAGUGUGUACAUACUUUUUUUUUUCUUUCCUCUAUUCCCUAUUCUUUGGAUUUAAGAGAGCUUGAUUGGUAGGGUCAGUUUGAUGUAGUGCCUUAUGCCAUCGUUCAGAAUUCUAACGUGCUUUGCACUCAUUGAAUUGCCAUGUUUUCAUUCUAGCCAUUUAGGAUGCUUUGUUUUUCACUGGUUAUCAAAAUGUGAAUUUAUUUUAAUUUUAUAUGAUAUUUAAAUUUUUUUUUAACUUAGCUCUUCUUAUACUUUUAAAAAUCAACUGGAUUUUUGCCUUGAUACAUCUAAUGAUGAAUGGUUUCAUUUCAUUCAUUUGACACAUAUUAAAAGCACUUAUUUUAUACAGUGCCCUUAGGGUUGAAAGAAUAGUCACGGUCCUGUUACUGAACAUGUACAAAAUUUUAAAUUUGUUUCUUGCUUAUUGGAAUGCCUUGCUCUUUUUUUGAGCCAUAUAAUGACGACUUUUGAUUUUCUGUCCCGUGAUCAAAUUGAGAAGGCCUCUUCCAUUGCUUUUGUUAAGAAAGAACUCUAGGGAUGUUACCACGCCAGCUGCCUAACAAUACAUGCCAUUGACAUGAAGUGCAUUGUAUAAAACCUACAUUAGUGUAGGUUUUCAUGGGAAUUUUCAUGGGAAAAUUUGACACAGUAAAUAAUGGCAUAGUGUUAGUGGCAUCUUUGACAUAGGAAAAUAAGCAAAAGAGAAAAUUGUUUUUAUAGAAUGGAGACCACAUAGUUUUUCUUUUCCCACCAUUUUUAGACCUUAUAUCCUUAAUGACAUCAACAUCUUAAUGUGCUUUAAAUUGGAAUACUUGUUCUGUAAGCUGGUAUUAUAGGGCUUAUAUACAUCCAUUUUGUUUUGUCAGGACAUAAAAUAGUGUAAUUUUCCAAAGGCUCUGAAGGCUAUGCCCAUUGGCCCUUCUUUACUUGAACAUAUUUCGUAAUGAUUUUCAAGCACUGAAAUGAUAAUCAAGUAGAUAGGGUUAUUUAAGUCCCAUUUCUUCAUUUGCCAGUGUGGUCUCUAGCUCUGUCUUGUGAUUUCCUGUGUCUCGUUAGUGGUUACCUUAUCAUUCCAUACUUUGCUUCAUUUAUAAAAUGAAAAUAAUAUGUUGCCUACCCAUUUUAUAGUGAUAUUAAUGGAUCAGAGAAGGUUGAUAAAGAAAGUACUUUGAGACCUUUUAAGAAAGACACACACCAUUGUGAAACUUAGUUUUUUUCAAAAAUUUUUAAAAUACAUGCAGGAAGGUAUUAUGUGGGGGAAAUUAUAGUUUCACUCUCUAAAAUCCAGUGUGCAUAUCCCUCUUUUAAUGUUAAGGGGUAUUUAACAAUUGUCUAAUCUCUAUCAUAUAGAGAAUAAGCAGAAAACUAGGAGGGUAUAUGAUUAGAAUGUAUAUCUUUUCUAAUUCACAUUACAAUUUGCAGAUAUCUUUUUAUUAAACUAGAAUCUACCUCUGAUCACAUAUCAGGCUAAUACAGAAGGAUAGGAAAAUAUUUGAUUUUGGAAGAAUACAAAGAAAUAGGUCCAUUAAUACACUUUUAUUAUUUUUCAUCUCAAGUGAAUGACUAAUCACAGUACACACCUACCUGACUUUGACUUUAGACUUAUGAAUGUUAGUUUCACAUGGCCAAAUGUUGAGAUCUAUACACUGAAAUUGUCUGGGCAGGGUUUGGAUAAAUUAAAAAUUCAAACAAUAUCACAUAAAUUUCUGUGUGUAAUUUGGUUUAAUUUGGUAGAGUUGAUGGAGUUGGUAGAGUCUAAGUUAUUGAGCUAGUUUAAAAUUAUGUGUCCCAUUGUUGUGUGAUCAGUUCUAUCACCUGACUAAUUUUUUUUUUUUUAAAGAAAGGCUUUAAGACUGAGCCCUUGGGGGCACAGAGGAUAGAGCACUAGUCCUGGGAGUCAGGAGGACCUGAGUUCAAAUCUGGCCUCAGACACUUGACACUUA
Molecule: messenger RNA, 2673 nt
Organism: Vombatus ursinus (common wombat)
Lineage: Eukaryota; Metazoa; Chordata; Mammalia; Diprotodontia; Vombatidae
Gene: BLOC1S6
Product: biogenesis of lysosomal organelles complex 1 subunit 6
Exons: 5
Coding region: 126-665 (179 amino acids)
Biological process (GO): intracellular transport
Cellular component (GO): extrinsic component of membrane; BLOC-1 complex; transport vesicle
Source: RefSeq, a predicted model, not a curated record